AAAAAGGGUUAAGACCUUACAGGAAUAUCAUUACUUUAAGAGGAUUACUAUCGAUGACAGGUGAUCAAUCACCCAUCUCAAAGAAGGUAUCGAGAGCAGUGAUACAAUGCAAUACCGGAAUAGUACAGUAGUUGCUAGCUGAGCGCGGAGCGUUUAAGACGCAGUUUUAGUUUUUUAUGAAUGUUAGAAUUGAUGUGGAAAGUGUGUGUUGGAUAUUAUUAAAAGCGGAGCAGUGCGAGAAUCGCUCAACAAGAUAAGCACCGUUUUCUUCCGUCCCGUUUCCGUUUCCGGUUUUGGGAAAAUUGCAACGCCUUCGGGUUGCCCCAGUUCCAGGGCUUAAUCCCUUUUUAUUUUGCGUUGCAAUUUCGGUUCUCCUCGCACGUAACGGUUCUUUUUGGCCGCCCUUUCACACACAGCGAAAAAAAGAGGGGAAAAUCAAAUAACAGAGGAGACCGCAAUAUACGAAUAUAUAUAGGCGUGUGUGUGUGAAAUUACGGUACUCUACACUGGCCGUAAAUAGUGAAAGUCAAAACUUAUUAUUUAAAAAAAGCUGAAGUGAAUACAGUGUUAGUAACUAAAAAAGAACCAAAAAUAAAUAAACAAGAAAACAUAACAAAAAAAAUACAAAAGGUAUAAUAUUACACUAAAAAAAAAAAACAAAAAACCAAUAAAAGUUUUCGAAUUCUAAAAAGAAACUAAAAAAAAUAAAAACCCUAUUUUAUCCUAACUUAAAAUUAGUUCCUAAGAAACUAAGCGAAACGUGCCGAGCAAUUUUUUAUACCCAAACUCGAGCCACGAAAGCUUUAUCCAAUCUCGAUCUGUGGGCUAUGUUUACCACCCGAUUAUCCGGUGACAUGAAGAUCUUUCCCGCAGAUGUUGCCGAAAGCAGCGCAACAGCAACAUGCAACACGCCCGUGCAGCAGCAACAGCAGCAACUCGAGUUCCGGUCACGAAUCUCCUCGGGUUCGCCGAGUUCUAAGCCGGGUCAAUGCCAUCUUAAGUUCGGGAAGUACAACAAUAAGACGGCCAAUCUGCUGCGCCAGAUGAACAGUUGUCACAACAGCAACAGUAGCAACAACAACAACGGUAGCGCCACUAGUAGUUCUAGUAGCAAUAGCAACAGUAGCAACAGCAACAACGAGGCCAAGGGACAACAGCAGCAGCAUCUGCAUUACUGCAACAACAGUCACUCAUGGGCCCGUAAAAAAUACUUUGGCCAUAGUAACAGCAACAAUAGUUUGCAGCAGCAGCAAUCGUCGUAUUACCAGCGACAGCAGCAGCAACAAGAGCAGCAAUCUUUAAACAACAACAAUGUGUUGAUGAAAAAUCAAAAUAUCAUUCAAUCACAAAUGUCUGAUUCCAAAUCCACCGACAGCAACAAUAACAAUAGCAGCAGCAACAACAACAGCAGCAGUAACAACAUGAACAGCACUAACAGAAUUCCAGCUAAGCCAGCUAAGUGGCUUUACGACAACACCAGCAGCAACAAUAAUAACAACAGUAUUGCUUGCAGAAAUAACCACAAUACGAUUAGCACUAAGAAACGCAACUCAAUAUCAGCAGAUGCAACAGAUACGUAUUAUCGCAAAGGUUCCGAAUCGGGAAGCUCUGAAGCUGCAGCAGAUUCGAAGGAAACGAAUGCAUCAGCAACAGGUUCCAGCAACAUAAGUCCCCCAACAAUAGAUUCGAGCACAGGAAGUGGUAGUGAAUCGUCAAUGGAUAAGACUCAGGAUCAGGAUCGGGACCAAACGGGCAAGCACCAGCGAUCCCGACAACAACCUCUUAGUUUCUGGAAGACCAAUUAUUCGCAGACAACAGCCAGCCAGCUCAAAGAUAAAGAAACGGUGGCAGCGGUUGUAUCAGCGGCCGCUGUAGCAGCAUCGGAGCAGCAGCAGCAACAGCAGUCAUUGUCAUUGGAGCACAGGAGAAACACGGGUUACCAGCAGAAUCAGCAGCACAAUUACUAUCAAUAUUACUAUUCACAGCCCAAGCAGUUGACCAUAGCCUCAUUCCUGCAAAAGGAACUUUUGCCUGACACUACCGAAAAGUCCAGCCAACAGAGCAGCAGCAAUACGGGUAGUAGCAACAGCAAUACGGGUAGCAGCAACAGCAAUACGGGUAGCAACAGCAACAAUACGGAAAGCAGCAGGAAUAUGAUCAGCGGCAGCAACACUAACAGCAGCACCAACAGCAGCACUAACAGCCACACCAACAGCAACAACAACCACAACUCCAAUAACAACACCAAUUGUAACACCAACAGCAGCAGCAAUUCUGUGAGCAGCAACGGCAACAACAAUCAUAACUACACUCGGCAGCAUUAUGGUCACCAGUCGAUGGGAUCUAGCUAUCAACAGCAGCAGCAGCGGUACCGUAAUGCUCAGAAUGUCUACCAGCAAUACCAGCAGCAGCAGCAUCAUUCGCACCAGCAAGGGAUGGGCAAUUCGCACUUCCGCCGGAAGCACAGCGAUAACACCAACAAUAAUAGUGGUAUUAACAAGAAGAUGCAUUACAGUCCAUUAGGGAAGAAUGGCGAUCUGCCCGAGAGAUCCUCCUCCGGACAGCAACAGCAGCAGCAUCACCAUCCACAUCAGCAACAGAAGGCGAUUGAGAUCCUGGCCAGCAGCAAUUUUAACGCCAUGCAUCGCAGGAUGCAGGGUGGCAAUAAUAAGAACGGAUACUAUAACCACAACUACCAUCCGCUGACGGGCGAGCCCGGAUCUACGCCCACCCGUUCCGAACAUCAGAACAUCUACAAUCUCACCUACAUCCACGUGGACGUUGACUCCCCUAGUGAUGCUGGAGCCGCUAAUGCAACAGGAUCAACUCCAGUGGUCAAGCCCCCGGUGCUUAACAAGCCGAGCAUUUCAAUAACCCCAGCUUCGAUUACCACGCCAACUUCGAUGGACAGAGCAAUGCCUCCGGCAGUUCACCCCGUAUCAGCUCCAAUAUCCGGUCCCAUGUUACCGGCAACAGCAAACCAUGUUCGCAAUAUGUUUCCACCGCCACCGCUGGCCAUGAUUGGUGGCCACGGGCUGCUAUCCCCUGUGACCACGACCACACCCACGAAAAUGAUAAGCUGCGCCCAGCUGGAUGAGGCCAUAACGGCGGCGGCGGCCAGUGGUGACAAGUCGGCCACCAGUCCAAGCUAUAAUCAGGCAGGGCCCUUUAUUGUACCGCCCCAGCAGCAGCAGAAGCCUUCGCAUCUAAUCCCGACCAGCACCAAUUCACAUCCUCCACCGCCACCACCGCCGCAAUUAUUCUUUCACUUUGCCGAUGGGUUUGGCAAUCCGGGACACGGUCAUCAGGCACAUCCACCUCCUGUGUGGCAGCAUUCAAACUCGCCCUGCUACCAGGCUCCUUAUGGAUCUAACUGCAGCAUGAGCGGAAAUGGAGCCGGAAACUCGCCUCACAACAAAGAUGGGAAUACGGUAGGAAUGCGAUCCGUCUCGCCUGCCCUUUCUGUAUCCUCACUAAGCAGUGAAUCCCACUGGAGCGCCACGAGCAACAGGAGUCGCUUAAGUCAUGGAGGCCACCUCUCAAUUUCGCCCACUCCUAGCGCUGUGGGAUCUGCCCAGUUGUCUCCGCAUAUGGUUGAGAUGGGUGUUCAUCAUCAGCUGCACCAGCCGCAUCCUCCACUGCUUUCCAACCACCAUCACCAUGGACAUGGGAUGAACUCAUAUGUCCCACACCGCCAUAUACCCCCGCCACCACCAUAUCCGGCCAUCUCUUCGCCUACCCCAACGUCAAGUGCUAUGGGAAUCGGAGGAGGAGGAGUCCCCCCUCCCUGGUACGAGCUGCUUCUACCGCCGGAUCGUUACUUGGCCCAGGCUAGAAACAUUGAGGUCGCCGUUCAGCCAGAAAAGCUCAUCUGCCUGUGCAAGUAUGACAAUCUAUCGGCUGAAAUCUGGAAGAGAUUCCGGGGAGCCCAGCAGACACACAAGAAGUUCAAGCUCAAAAUGCGUCUCUGGCGGUACUUGUUCCUUUGGAUGAAUCAACCCAUGUUUGAGAGGUAUCGCAUCUGCUUGGUUGGAUCAACAAUCACGGGCUUCGGAACGGACUCCUCUGACAUAGACAUGUGCUUGCUGCCCGAGCAGGGGGUACAUCCUCAACAGCAUCACUACCAUCAUCACCAUCACUUCCACAACGAGAAGCGAACUGAGGCCCUGAUCAUUCUCACAUUGUUUAACUCAGUGUUGAAGGACACGGAGGUUUUCCAGGACUUUAAUCUGAUUGAGGCGAGAGUACCGAUUCUGCGCUUCAAGGAUAUAACAAAUGGAAUCGAAGUCGAUUUAAAUUUCAACAACUGUGUGGGUAUUAAAAACACAUAUUUGCUGCAACUUUACGCCCAAUUGGAUUGGCGGACACGACCGUUGGUGGUGAUUGUGAAGCUGUGGGCCCAGUACCAUGACAUUAAUGACGCCAAACGAAUGACCAUUUCCAGCUACUCGCUGGUGCUAAUGGUGCUACAUUAUCUACAGCACGCCUGUGUGCCUCACGUCUUGCCCUGCCUGCAUAACCUGUAUCCGGAGAAGUUCCAGCUGGGACAACUGGACUGUCUGGACCUGGACCUCAUCGAACCGAUCGAGCCCUACAAGGGUCUUAACACCCAGACGCUCGGUGAGCAUCUUCUGGGUUUCUUCAAGUACUAUAGCAGUUUCGAUUUCCGAAACUUUGCCAUCUCUAUACGAACUGGUGGUGUCCUCCCAGUGUCCACAUGUCGAAUGGCCAAAAGCCCCAAGAACGAUGUCUACCAAUGGAAGGAGCUCAACAUCGAGGAGCCUUUCGAUCUCUCCAAUACUGCGCGAUCUGUCUAUGAUUAUGCCACUUUUGAGCGUGUUAAGGGUGUUUUUCUGAUCUCAGCACGUCGCCUUGAUCAUACCCUUGACCUGGCCACGGUUUUCCGGCCCAUCCACCAUGUCCCAGAGAACUUUCCCCAACAGCAGCAGUUCGAGCAACAGCAGCCACCACACUAUCCGAUUGCCAGUCAGCAGCGAAAUGGAGGAGGUGGAUCCGCUUCAGCGUCCAGCAAAUUGAUACCAGAGGCAGGCUCAACGGCUGCAGCGCAUGUCGCUUAAUUGGAACACAUUAAAUGGAUUUUUCCCAGGUACUUUCAAGAGAAUGGAUAAAAAAAAAUGUUGCAACCAAAAGAUAAAUAAUAUGUCCAACAAAUGUUAAAUCAGAACAGGAAUUCUUGUAAGUUGAAAUUCGGAAGGAUAAGCGUAAAAAAAAACGAUUGGAGCAGAGUUUCAAAUAUACUUGAAUGCAU
This is a messenger RNA of Drosophila eugracilis, 5269 nucleotides long. Its product is annotated as poly(A) RNA polymerase gld-2 homolog B. The record is from RefSeq and is a predicted model, not a curated record. Gene Ontology annotation, cellular component: cytosol. Bases 828 to 5078 code for a protein of 1416 amino acids. Gene Ontology annotation, molecular function: poly(A) RNA polymerase activity. NCBI's taxonomy places the organism in Eukaryota, Metazoa, Arthropoda, Insecta, Diptera, Drosophilidae. The transcript has 9 exons.